AUGGACCGUGUUGAUCAGGGGUCGAUUCUUGGGACCUGUCACAUCCAGACUGAGAUCUCUCAGACGCUCGUUCACUCAUCCCAUCGGCCGGGCGUUUUGUGGCAUGUUGACGUGCCCGGCCUUGGUUUGCGAUUUUCUAGAGAGUGGGAAAGAGAGAGGGGCGGUCUCCGAUUAUCCACCACGCCGGGUGAAACGCUUCAGUGCCUAUCCUUCAUCACGAAGAUGAAACGAAUCAUGAGGGUCGGCAUUCUGUUGCUCGUGGCCACAGUGGCACAGGCAGCGUCCACAUCCGGCUUGAACUCGUCUUCUCUGACAGCCCUCAUGGCGAGAGUCCCACAUUGCGCAAUAGGAUGCUUACUCGAUGGAUACCACUCCGCUCACUGCCCCAUUGACAAGAUAACAGACUGCGUCUGCACCGACAUCCCGUUGCAGGCCCGCAGUUCUCAGUGUGUACAGCAGUCAUGCGACUUCAACGACCAAAUUGCCACCGUCAACGUCUCUCAAGAGUUGUGCAAGGACUACCCCAUUGAAGAGCAAUCACGACCUGCCAAGUUCUUCUCCGUUGCCCUUCCUACCAUGACUCUCGUGGUUGUGCUACUUCGAUGUGUUGCCCGCAUACAGGUUGCCAGUCGGUUAUGGUGGGACGACGGUGCGGCUUUGAUGGCUAUGAUCAUUUACGUCUUGCAGAUGCUCUACAUCUUCGUGCAAGGAUUUGCCAAAAUUUCCAUUGCCUGCUUCUAUUAUCGUGUCUUCACCGGGAAGACCUUCCGCCUCAAGAUCAACAUCUUCUUGAUUUUCCUCACCACGCGCAGUCUCAUGUUUCUACUUCUCGUCAUUUUCCAGUGUACUCCGAUCCAGUCCAUCUGGAACCGGGCUAUUCCGAGUCAAUGUCUCAACCUCUCCGCUAUCAGCUCAGGCGGCGCGGCCUGCAGCAUUCUUGAAGAUAUUGUCCUUAUCAUUCUCCCCGUUCCGGAGCUUAUGAGACUCCAGCUAGAUAAGAAAAAGAAGGUCGCUUUGUUCGGCAUGUUCGCCCUAGGAUCCUUUGCAUGUGUUGCCAGCAUGAUCCGACUCAAACAACUGGUCUAUUUUCCUCAUACGUUCGAUCCUACGUGGGACUACGUCGGCGUCAUAGACUGGUCCUGCGCCGAGCUCAACGCCGCCGUGAUGUGCAGUAGCCUCCCAGCCCUACGGCCGCUCUUCGUCAAAGCCCUGGUUCUCGUUUCUUCACGGAAAUGGAGCGGUCGGGCCACAUCCGCCGGCGACAAGUCUCACCAGCACCAGCAACGGCAUGGUUUCGCAAUGGCCAACAUUGGCUCGCACCCUUCGAGGUCCCACCAAGCAAGCGCCCAAUCGUGGCCCAAGGAUGUGGCACAGAAGCCCGUCAGGCUGGAUUCGCUUGAAAUAGAGUCCUCGGCGCCGAGUGAGGGGAAGUCAUCCCCCUAUUGCUUGGAGGCGGCGAUCGAGCGGAACGGUAGCGACUUGGACAGCGGGCCUUGGUCGGCGAGUGCAGCCUCUACGACGUUUAUUGAGGAGCAGAUGGAAGAUUCCAGCAUUAAGAAAUAG
This is a messenger RNA of Colletotrichum lupini, 1563 nucleotides long. RefSeq lists its product as uncharacterized. The record is from RefSeq and is a predicted model, not a curated record. The coding region runs from base 1 to 1563 and encodes 520 amino acids. The transcript is spliced from 8 exons. NCBI's taxonomy places the organism in Eukaryota, Fungi, Ascomycota, Sordariomycetes, Glomerellales, Glomerellaceae.